AAAAAAAUCUGUAAUGUGUAAUUCUGCAAUGCGCGAGAAUGAACUUAUUGAGAUAUAGUGCACUAAUUGUAAGUGUGUCACUAUUAAUUCUUGGACGAUUCGUAUUCAUACAACAGAGGCGUUGAUACAAAGAGACUAUCGCAUACUAUCUUGUAAAUAGUGAGUAAGGAUUGAUAAUCGAUAUGACAUAUAUGUGUAUCUCUGCAUAAGUCUACACAUAUAUAGCUCUAGAAAUUGUAAAUUUAUUUGCCGUACUUGUACAACUUUGGAAUUACAAAGGGAAAGCAAGAGCAUUAGAAAUUUCAACCUUCCUGUUUGGAAAAUGUCCAUCGUUAUAUGCUUGUUGGUAGUUUCAAUAAAAUAGUGAAUCAAUAACGGCAGUACUGCAGGAUCGGUUUCAGAAAAGUAUACAUUCAUACAUAUUGAAAGAUAAGUAAUUUAAUUUUUAUUUUUCUCGAAGAUUUCUUCUAUGUAAGAAGCGAAUAAGUAAAUAAGGAAGUAUUAAACGGACAGAUUUAUUGAAAUCAUGAAUAGUUUAUAUAUUCAUCUUUCUUUUUAAUAAUUGUGUCUUCAUUUAAUUAUAUCUUCUACUAAUUAAGCAGUUGCAUUAACAAUUAAGAUAAACGAAAUAUUUGAUUUCAGUGCACCAAGAUAAAUCCAAUUGUGUACAAUAAAUAAGUCCAACAUUAAGAAAAAGUCUAAAGAGUGCAGUGCGGCCCUACAUAAACAACUUUCACAUAUUUUAUGAGGCAUCUUCGCUUUCAAGCGAUUAAUUUCUCAAUUGUAGGAUAAAUGGCUAUAAACAUCAUCCCCUUGUAAUGUUCUCGACUAGACGUUGCAUUAUUAAUGUACGACUAUACGCUCCUAAAUAGGGCUAAAUAGUGGUAUUAUACUUCUAACAAUGUACGUGAUCCCUUAUGACAUGCAAUGAUCUACCAUUUUGAAUGUGAUGUAAAGAAAGGAAAAUCCAGUACCUUCAUAGACACCAGUAUGGAAGUUACGAAGCAUUUAGCAUAUAGAGACUACGAAUGGGCCAUUGAAUUUAAUCGGGUCAGUUUAACAUUGUUCGGCGUUUGGCCUAUAAACAACGAAACGAAGCAAAAAAAUUAAUGUCGGACAUACGUGUGAUUAUUACAUUAAAUGUAGUUAUCUGGAUCUGCGUUAUUCCAACUCUACAUUCGUUGCUGAAGAUUUACGACGACAUAAUGUCGACAAUCGAUAAUUUGCAAUACACUUUACCGCUUCUAAUAGCGGUAAUAAAACUGUUCAUCAUUUGGCAAAAAAAAUAUGACGUUCUACCUUUAUUAAACAUGAUCAAGGACGAUUGGUUGAGAUCAAAAACGUCGGAAGAGAGGAAUGUCAUGAUAAAACAAGCACGAAUCGCACGUAUUCUCACGAUAUUCGGUUGCUUCGUAACGCAAACGGCUGCUAUAAUAAUCUUGUUGCUUUCCGUUUGUGGCAUUUCAAUGAGAUAUAGGACCAACAGAACAGAUUCGGACAAAUUAUUGCCACUACCAUCGUAUUAUAUAUACGAUGUAAGUAACAGUCCACUUUACGAAGUGAUUUUUGUUCUACAAAGCUUUAGUUUCAUGAUAGCUGGUAUGAUGUACACCGGUACGGAUACCUUUAUGAGUCUGCUGAUCUUUCACGUAUGUGGUCAGCUCGAAAAUCUCAAAGCACGUAUUAGCAAUUUUGAUAAACUCAACAAUUUUGCGGACACCUUAUCAAUCAGCGUGAAGGAUCACAUACGUCUUAUCAGAUCCAUCAUAGUUAUUGACGAUACGUUUAAUUUGAUGUUACUUGGAUUGCUAGUUUAUUUUGGCAUACUUUUUGCUCUAUUUGGAUUCUUAUUUGUUUCUAUAAUAACACAAGGUAGCAAUCUUUCUAUAGCACGACUGAUUUUCACUGUGAUGACCUUUGUCCUUACAUUCGGACACAUAAGUCUAUAUUGUGUAUUAGGAGAAAUUUUAGUUAUUCAGUACGACGGGAUUUAUGAAGCUGUUUGCCAAUACGAAUGGUACAAUUUAAAGCCCAAGCAAGCAAAAAAUUUGCUGAAUAUAAUGAUGGAAACUAAAAGACCACUACAUCUUACUGCGGGAAAACUGUUUCCUAUGACUAUAGCUACGUUGUGUAAUACGAUGCGCACUUUACAAUUAAACUCCGAAGUUCUGUACACCUCAUACACACAGUUAAAAAUCAAUAACCGUAAAUAUGUCGAAGUAUCUAUAGUUGCAUCGAGGAAAAGAGAUGUUAGUUCCUCCUUAUCCGUUGACAUGGACAUUUCAACACAUUCCGGUUAUGCAGAUUAUGAAUGGGCUAUUGGAUUAAAUCAGGCUUGUCUAAAACCAUUUGGUAUUUGGCCGGAAAACGAUCAACGGAAAUUUAUACUAAACGUACGCGUGAUUAUCGCAGCAGCUAUAUUAUUCAGUAGUUUGAUUCCAUGUUUACACUCUGCUAUUAGAGUUGAAAAUGAUAUUAUAUUAAUAAUCGACAAUUUACAAUAUAGUUUGUCUAUCAUGAUAGGAAUGUUGAAGCUAUUUACUAUGUACUGGAAGAAAAAAGAUCUUAUACUAAUUCUAAGAAUGAUUAAAGAGGACUGGUUACAACCGAAGACAACAAAACAAAGACACAUUAUGGUAAAGCAUGCGAGAAGUGCACGUUUUAUAAUGAUAUUUGGAUAUUUGACAAUAAUAUCAUCAUUCAUCUUACUUGUGUUUUUACCGUGUUUUGGUGUUUCGAUAAGAUAUCUGAAAAAUAUGACUAACUCGGCCAGAUUGAUGCCAAUGCAGUCAUAUUACCUUUAUGAUUCGGAUCAAAGUCCUUUAUAUGAAAUAUCAUUUGUCCUGCAAGCCGCUUGCGUCGUAUCAACGGCUGCGUUGUUCAGUGGUAUAGACAAUUUCUGGGGACUGACGGUUUCCCAUAUAUGCGGCCAAUUGGAAAAUCUUCAAACACGUAUCACUAGCCUCGAUAUGUUCAAGGAUUUUGACAGUACUCUAUCAUACAGCGUGAUAGACCACAUACGUCUUAUCAGAUUUAUUCACACUCUUGACAACGCAUUUAAUUCGAUGCUACUUGCCGUACUCAUUUAUUUUAGCACACUUUUUGCUUUUUAUGGGUUUUUAUUCAGCAUUAUAUUGACGAGAAAUCACAAUAUGUCGAUCAUGAGAAUACUUUUUUUCACGACGGCGUUCCUUAACAUCUUUGUGCACAUGUGCCUUUACUGUACUAUUGGAGAAAUGUUGGGUAUUCAAUCUGAUAAAAUUUACGGAGCUACAUAUAUGAACAACUGGUAUACAUUGGAACCGAAAAAGGCGAGGACAUUAAUGAUCAUAAUGAUGCAAGCUAAUAAGCGAUUGCAUCUUACCGCGGGAAAAUUUUUUCCUAUGACUAUAUCCAUGUUGUGCAAUGUAUUAAAAACGUCGACUGGAUAUAUAUCAGUGUUAUUGACAAAAUCUGCAACAAAAUAAAACAUUAUAAAUCGAUGUAAAUCUUCGUACAUAUAAUGUAACUUAAUGUAUUGAAUAUUUUUGGAUAUAUAAUGUUAUUACAAAUACAUCUUAAUGAAUGUUAGAAAUUGUAAUUAAUCGUAUAUUAUUUGUAUAUAUACGCUAAGUUAAAAAUCUGAGAAGUUUAAUUUUUCAAUACACAAGAGUGAACUUACUAAUAUAUAUAUUACC
Molecule: messenger RNA, 3677 nt
Organism: Ooceraea biroi (clonal raider ant)
Lineage: Eukaryota; Metazoa; Arthropoda; Insecta; Hymenoptera; Formicidae
Biological process (GO): detection of chemical stimulus involved in sensory perception of smell; sensory perception of smell
Cellular component (GO): plasma membrane
Molecular function (GO): odorant binding; olfactory receptor activity
Source: RefSeq, a predicted model, not a curated record